AUGUUAUCUCUAGAUACAAGCGCUGAUUUCAACAACCAGCCUCAUCAUGCGAUAUCCACCACCAUUCAGCUUCCCCUCGACGUAAUUCACUAUCUCAUCGAGGCUAUUGAUGUCCACGGCGGAGACUUUCGCGCCGACGAGGAAGAUCGCAGAUCCUUGCUUGCUGCUUGCUCCCUCGUGUGUCGCGCAUGGAACGACAUAUGCAGGCAUGUCAUCUUUCGCAAGAUCUCCUUCAAGAAGAGAUUUUUCUUGAUCUCUCGCCUUUGUUUCUUUCGCGACAAAGCCCGCCACCUCACCCAAUACGUCAAAGAGGCCGACAUAUCGUUCGAGAAUGAUUUCAACUUGAGCGUUCCUCGUAUCCACGGUUGGCUAUCAGAGUGCUUCGACAGAUUCGAGAAUCUGACCGUGUUGCACCUUGUGAAUCAUGAGGAUGGAUACUGCAUCUGUUACGGGGAGGUGUACAGCGGAAUCCUCCAUCUGCUCACCAAUGCUCGUCUUCGGGAGUUCUAUUUACAUCACUGGGUGUUCCAAACUCCCGACUGCCUUCUCAGCUUGCUCGAAUGCAGCUGCCCCACCACCUUGGAAAGCUUAUCGCUUAAAAAUAUCAAGAUGAUGGUGAGGGGAUCUCCAUCUAUUGGCCCUGCCCAUCUCGAGGAGCUCCGUAACCUGGAGGUAUACGACUACAAGGACAUUUUCUACGGCCCGGGGCAGGUCAUCGUCUGCCCGAAUCUGAAGACAUGUUCUGUCAACGACUGGCCCUUUCCAUCGUGGAUUGCAACGAGCAGGCUAUCCAAGCUCACUCUAUGUAACGUCACGCCCUCUCGCGCCAUUCCGGUCUUCAAAAGGGCAAUAUGCCCCUUCGAGUUGGUGAUAAAAAUGACAGUGGAUCCUGAGUCACGCGAGUACAGCACUUGGAUCGCAAACUGCUUGAAUAGCAUCCCCGCUCCCGACCAUCUUCGCCAGCUCUCACUGCACAUCCGUUUCUGCAUCUCAGAGACCGACCCUCUCCACUUCCCAGACUACGCGCCGUUAUCGCGUGUCCUCCACCGUUUCUACAAGAAUCAUAAAGUGGAGCGUAUUCAGAUCAAUGUCGAGCUAGAUUUUUGCGCUGUGAUAGCCUGGAUGUUCAGUGCCUCGGUCGGAUCGGCAGAGGUGGCAAGGCUUGAGGAUGCAUUUGAACUAUCGUUGAAAGAGGGUGUUCUAUCCAUCGAAUUUACAAUCCGGGGAUAUUCUCCUGGAAGGGGAGAAGGAACGUUCAUGCGCUCGCGUAUAGAACGGAAGUCUUGA
Messenger RNA from Pleurotus ostreatus (oyster mushroom), 1287 nucleotides. RefSeq lists its product as uncharacterized. The transcript is spliced from 2 exons. NCBI's taxonomy places the organism in Eukaryota, Fungi, Basidiomycota, Agaricomycetes, Agaricales, Pleurotaceae. Bases 1 to 1287 code for a protein of 428 amino acids. The record is from RefSeq and is a predicted model, not a curated record.